Messenger RNA from Cutaneotrichosporon cavernicola, 591 nucleotides. RefSeq lists its product as uncharacterized. The transcript has 2 exons. Lineage: Eukaryota; Fungi; Basidiomycota; Tremellomycetes; Trichosporonales; Trichosporonaceae. The coding region runs from base 1 to 591 and encodes 196 amino acids. The record is from RefSeq and is a predicted model, not a curated record.
AUGCAACAGGGCUACGAGAAAUUCGCCGUCGGCCGCUCCCCAGAUGGGCAUCAGCAGGUCGUCGAGAUCCGCCCAUCUAGUUCUUCGAAUACGGUCGCAACCCGCGUGGAUGGGACAUAUAAUUCGGCCGAGGCGGCAUGGCAUAUCGCGCUGCGCCUCGUCCUCGGUCUUCGUGCUGGGUUGCGUCUCGAUACCCUCCCAACGCCAGGAUGGCCCCUUGCCGACGUGCUCCUCACCGCCGCCCUCUUUGCUGCCAAACACUCCCUCCCUAUAUCCCCUCUUUGUGCUGCGUACCUCCAACUCCUGGGAUGGCGUGCGGGACAUUGGGCACAUGUGUGGAAGUAUGGGGUUGUGGUGCGGGAGCGUGGGAUUAUUGCGCACGCGGCGGUCAAGGUCGUUGAAACCCGUAAGGGAGCUCCUAGGAAUGACGAGGAUGGGGAGAAGGAAGAGGAGGGGCCAGAAGUCGGAUCGCCGGCUCGCCUCGAGUGGGGUGUUGACCGGCUUGCGGGGUGGUGGGAUCCCAUUACCGGGUGGCGGGGAACGAGCGAGAUGAGCCCAGAGGACAGGUACUGGCGCUACGUUGAGAACUAG